Messenger RNA from Knipowitschia caucasica, 606 nucleotides. The record is from the annotation of a GenBank genome assembly. NCBI's taxonomy places the organism in Eukaryota, Metazoa, Chordata, Actinopteri, Gobiiformes, Gobiidae.
AUGUAUUCCCGUGUGGGGAGGAGCUCUCCACUUGGAUGCCCUGUCUCGCCGUGGGUCUCAGGCGCCACCAUGAACCGGAACAAGCGGGAGAAGGAGUACUACAGCAUAGACGUGGGCGACUCCACUUUCACGGUUCUGAAACGCUACCAGAGCCUCAGACCCAUCGGCUCCGGGGCCCAGGGAAUCGUCUGCUCGGCCUAUGACCACAACCUGGAGCGGAACGUCGCCAUCAAGAAGCUGAGCCGGCCCUUCCAGAACCAGACCCACGCCAAACGGGCCUACAGGGAGCUGGUCCUCAUGAAGUGCGUCAACCACAAGAACAUUAUCGGUUUGUUAAACGUGUUCACGCCGCAGAAGACGCUGGAGGAGUUCCAAGACGUGUACCUGGUGAUGGAGCUGAUGGAUGCUAACCUGUGUCAGGUGAUCCAGAUGGAGCUGGACCAUGAACGGCUGUCGUACCUUCUGUACCAGAUGCUCUGUGGCAUCAAACACCUGCACGCGGCCGGAAUCAUCCACAGGGCCGUGGUUGGUUCAUGCAGCGGGCGGAUGAUGGAUGAGAAGAGGGGAGGUGUUGUGUUUUCAGUGUCCCUGGGCCGGACCAUGUGA